AUGUUUUUCGAGGACGAAAGGGUACAAAAGACUGGGCCGCCUAUUGUCUUUUAUGUAGGAGUGUUCACAUUUGCAUGGUUGACCAGACGAUUUAUCGAUGUUCUUGGAGCGAAAUACUUUCGCAAGUUCAAAGAUUCGGAUUUGUAUGUUUUCCUCAUGGAGUUCAUUGCAACAGCCCAAAUGUGUACAUGUGUCUAUGAGAAUGGGAUUAUCGUCAAACACUUCGGUUGGCAAGGAUUUGGAACGAUCGUCGCCAUAUUACUCUUUGCCGGAUCGUUCUUCAACCGCGGCGCUUUCGUGAACCCAUUGGUGCCCAUUGAGCUCUUCUACUAUGGAGUGAUGACAUGGCAACGCACCUUUAUUACCCUUGCCGCUCAAUGUCUCGGUGGUUGGGCUGCUUUUCGACUCGCGAUGAACCUUUGGUUUUGGAGUGCGGAUUAUUCUUUGGAUCAUGCUUUAGCCCUUGACCCAAACUGCACACUGAGAUAUAAAAUUGGCCCUGAAUUCGUCAUCCUCUGGGAAUUGGUUGGAACGUUUUUGCUUCGCACUGGGAUUGCCAUGAUGCCAUUGAAAUUAAAGACGCUUGGAGUUCCAGUUAUGGUUGCUGGAUUUUUGUCUUUCGCAAUGGUGUGGGUGGGCAUACCGGCAUUGAAUCCUUUGGUCGUUUCAUCUCGACUCUGGGGUUGCCGUGGAGUUGAUGAUCAAUGGUUCAUCCUCUACUAUUGGAUUAUCCCACUCAUCGGUUGGCUGUCAGCUUCCAAAGUCACGGGUCCAUUGAUUCGUCCAAAGUCCCAACCUCAACCAGCCAUUCAACAAUCGAAAGGAAAGAAGAAAACCCAUCAAUUCGCUUCAAAGAGUGGAAAGAGAAAGACCGAG
Molecule: messenger RNA, 876 nt
Organism: Mesorhabditis belari
Lineage: Eukaryota; Metazoa; Nematoda; Chromadorea; Rhabditida; Rhabditidae
Source: the annotation of a GenBank genome assembly